Myotis davidii is the source of this 1176-nucleotide messenger RNA. RefSeq names its product POP4 homolog, ribonuclease P/MRP subunit (gene POP4). Gene Ontology annotation, molecular function: ribonuclease P RNA binding. Gene Ontology annotation, biological process: tRNA 5'-leader removal; rRNA processing. Lineage: Eukaryota; Metazoa; Chordata; Mammalia; Chiroptera; Vespertilionidae. Bases 108 to 878 code for a protein of 256 amino acids. Gene Ontology annotation, cellular component: ribonuclease MRP complex; ribonuclease P complex. The transcript has 6 exons. The record is from RefSeq and is a predicted model, not a curated record.
GAACUCCGCGCCGCGCGAGCUCGGGCACGAGGACCCUCUCCACCGCCGGCUCCGACGACCGGGGCCGCGGAAGGAGGUGGACGGAGGAAAAGCGCGAGCGGCGCCCGAUGGAAACGUCAUCAGAGAGCACCGGAAGUGGCCCCAGAAUGAGGAGUGUAAUCUACCACGCCCUCUCCCAGAAGGAGGCCAAGGAGCUGGACAUCCAGCGCCCAGGAGCCGAGCGCGCCGAGGCCUUCCUGCAGGCCUUCCUGAGGCGCUGCACGCCCCACAUGAGCCAGAGCGCCCGCGAGGACCAGCUGCAGCGCAAGGCCGUGGUGCUGGAGUACUUCACCCGCCGGAGGGGCAGGGAGCCCAGGAGGCGGGCCCGGGGCCUGUCCGCGCGGCAGAGGAGGGCGCUGCGGCUCUUCGACAUCAAGCCAGAGCAGCAGAGGUACGACCUCUUUCUCCCCCUGCACGAGCUCUGGAAACAGUACAUCCGGGACCUGUGCAAUGGCCUCAGGCCAGACACGCAGCCCCAGGCCAUCCAGGCCAAGCUGUUGAAGGCAGAUCUCCACGGCGCCGUUGUUUCAGGUGAGGGCCUGAGAGCACGUGGCACGCGGGCGGCUCACGGGGACGUGAGUGACCUGGCUGUGCCGGGGGACCCCGCCAGCCGGUUUCCUGGUAGCUCAUUUCUAGAACCUCGUGGGCAGGGCUGCAGCAGGCGGGCUUGUGCCGGGCCCCCACGCGGUCUCUCCUCCGCAGUGAUCCCCAAGCUGGGCUGUGUGUUCUCCGUGGAAACCGACGGCUUCGUUUCCUACAUUCACGGGAGCAAAUUCCAGCUCCGGUCGAGCGAGCGGUCCGCCAAGAAGUUCAAAGCGAAGGGAACCAUGGACCUGUGAGCACUGCGGCCCACGGGGUCACGGCCGAGAGGAACGCCGGCCCGAGCCCAGCUCCUGGGAGACGGCAGGCACUUCCGGGGAGACCACCCCGGUCGGUAGGACACUGGGAAGAAACACCUGGUGUCGGGGAGCAGGGUGCACACUUCCGGGGGCCUGCGUGUUCCUCCCUCCCGAGGAGAGAGGGGCAGGAGACACCAAGCGGCCCUGUUGCCUCGUGGGCGUGGGGGCUCCGCCGCCUGUCCUGCGUCUGCUGCUCUGUGACACGCGCUGUCUGUGAUAAUAAAAGCAUUUGGGCCUU